This is a messenger RNA of Coniosporium apollinis CBS 100218, 783 nucleotides long. RefSeq lists its product as uncharacterized. The coding region runs from base 1 to 783 and encodes 260 amino acids. The transcript has a single exon. The record is from RefSeq and is a predicted model, not a curated record. NCBI's taxonomy places the organism in Eukaryota, Fungi, Ascomycota, Dothideomycetes.
AUGGGCCAGCAAGCCUCCGCACCGGGGCCCCCCACAACGCCCAUGCAAGUCCUCGGCCUCGGCAUGUCCCGCACGGGCACCUCCAGCUUCUCCGCCGCGCUUGAGAUACUCCUGGACGCGCCCGUCUACCAUACAGGCGCGCAGCUCGUGCAUGGCACCUCGACACACAUGCACCGCUGGGUUGAGAUCACCAGCCGGUACCGCGACCGCGAGUUCGUGAAGGAGCGGCUUCGGACGCAGCUGAGCGGGUUCGCGGCCGUGACGGACGGCAUGCCGAUACAAUUUGCCGAAGAGCUGGUUGAGCUAUAUCCUGAUGCGCUGGUGAUUGUCACGACGCGGGAGGCUGAGAAGUGGUGGAGGAGCAUGGAGCCUGUGGCCAACAAUGCGGCGAAUGGGUGGUUGGGGCUGGUGUUUUGGCCGGUUCCGGGGUUGAGGUGGUGGAAGGCUAUGGUGGACGCGCAUACAGCUGGCCGGUGGGCGGAGCUGUAUUACUACAAUGGCGAAACGAAGCCCGGGGUCUUUGUCUAUGAGAGGCACAUUGAAUAUUUGGAGCGGGUCGUCCCUCGAAAGAAAGUCUACUACUACGAUGUGAGGGAGGGGUGGGAGCCGCUUUGUAGUAUUUUGGGGAAGCCGGUGCCAGAUGUGCCGUUUCCGCAUAUCAAUGACGCAGAGUCGGCAGAGAAGGUGUUUGUGGAUUGCUUGAAGUUGGCACUGAUGUACUGGGCUGGUAUCAUUGGCGCUGCUGCAGUCGGAGGAGCUUUGCUGUGGAGCUGGUUUCGGUGA